Mirounga angustirostris (Northern elephant seal) is the source of this 9239-nucleotide messenger RNA. It is a transcript of the gene CEMIP, whose product is annotated as cell migration inducing hyaluronidase 1. The transcript is spliced from 29 exons. The record is from RefSeq and is a predicted model, not a curated record. Lineage: Eukaryota; Metazoa; Chordata; Mammalia; Carnivora; Phocidae. Bases 3299 to 7384 code for a protein of 1361 amino acids.
UGGCUGAAACAAAUCUACUGGUUGGGUACGUGUCCCGGACGGUUUCUAGCAUGUUCGACGCCCCGGCCGUGAUGUGGUCAGGAGAGCAAUAGCUUUGAAGUCAGAGGUCCUGGGUUCGAGAUUCGGCCACUGUCUUGCUGUGUGAACCUGGGCUGCCCACGGGACUCGUCUCGAUCCCGGCUUCCUCAUUUGUGCGACGGUGGGGCAAGCCCUGCCUUUGUGAAGGAAUGGCGAGGCUGAGCGGGACCUUCUAGGAGAGCUGCUACAGUCUGGGAACGGAACUGCCGGAACGGGGGGAAAUGAGUGACAUUCCCUUCCACUUGGGGCACCGUGGGGGGCGCCUGGCAGGGACUGUGUGGGCUUCCAGGAAGGGGCCCCUUUCUCUUGGCUCAGGGGCACACUCCGGCUUGCUAGUCCGUGUGCUCUUGGGGACACAUCGGCCUGUCUUCCUGGGCACUCAUGGGCCCACCUGUUCCGUCUCUGGAUGUUUUCUGACCAUGGACCUGGCCUCUCUGCCAUCAGGUGCCAAGCCCCAGACCCCAGGACGGACCACCUGCUGAGAGAACCAAGACCCUGGUGCUGGCGUGUGAAGGCAGCGUUUCUGGUCCCCGUGAGGCCCGGCGAACACGCGGCCCGAGCCGCCGCGGAAAUGCAGAAAUACUGCUGUUCUGGAACCCUGAGCUGGUUACAGCGAGUCCUGAGGAGCUGCAAACAAUACGUCUGCCUUCUUCCUCCUUGCGGGCUCUGCAGAAGAGGGGUCGCCGCACCCUUCAAGGAGCGGGUCAGCUCAGGGCCAUCAGGCAGCGGUCAGCCAGCCUCCGGCCCGUGGCUUCCUGCAGAAACUUCUAGCACUGUUGGCCAGUGGGUGCUCUUCCCGGGCCUUCGGCAGCUGGGAACCGGGUCAGGACCGUAUCUUGCCAGCAGAAUCUCAACUCCCGUUGCCAGAAAGCUUUGAGUGGCCGGCGGACAAAGCCGUGCUCCCUUGGUGAAGAACUUCCAAGUGAAAUUUGAGAAACUUUGGGGAUUCGCUUCAACAGAAUGUUCCUCGGGGUUUCUGUACUCGGGCGCUGGAAGCCACUCCGGGGACAGAAAACACAGAAGCCUGACCCCCACCCUGGCAAUGUGGGGUUCACCUCUCUAGGCAGGAGGCCUCUCUGCCUCCCGUGGCUCGGACAGAGACACGGCAGAGGUCUCUUUAACGUUGGGACAAGGAGGUUUUGAGCAUUAUCCCUCCAAGUGGAAUUGUGUGUAUAUCCACCCAGAAAGUGAUUGUGUGUGUGUGUGUGUGUGAGUGUGAGAUCUUUGAAAUGACCUGUGAUAUAAUCAGAAGAUGUCAGAGCUGCCGGGCCCCUGCAUGCCCGACGUCCACUCCGCAUGGGACUCUGGGGCCCAUAGAAGCGGUGCUUUCCCAGGGGACCCUGGGAGCUGGGGCAGAAGAGGUGCCCACAUCCAGACUGCCUCCCGUUCCCAUCCGCUCCACGCUGGGAGCUGGGGACAUUCCGUGAGCGAGCGGAGGUGCCAGCCUGUGGUCCGGAAGUAUGGGCGCCCUUCAGAGGAGCCCCAUGGUGAUGGGCUUCUCUGCAGCAGACAGCAAGCUGCCCCUGGUUUUCCCGAUCGGGACUUCGGAGCGGGGCCGUGCUGCUCUCCUGUCCCUGGAGUCCCUCCUUUCCCUGAGCAGGAACGCAGACUCUCCUGUUCUGGGGGCCAUGGGAAAGGCGCUGUUCCCAGAUGCCGCGAUGCGUGCCUUCAGCGGCCGGCCGAGGCGACUAGAAUGGGCCUGUUGUUCUCGCAGGCCAGGCCUGGGCCAGGCAGGGAGGACACCGCGGGCACUGAAUCUGAGAGUAUCGGUUUCUCCCUCCCCGCCUCCCGGCACACCUGUGCAGAAGGAUGCAGGCCCAGGGCGAGGGGCUCUGCUCAGGCCUUCCUGUCUGCCCCGACUCCCCCGGGGCGCCCCCAACACUUUACCAGGAGCCCACGGGCCAGGGAUGGUCAGAUUUGUCCCUGAGCUAGUUCAAGGGGAGGAGCCUGGUCGGGCGAGAGAGAUGUAGACCCCUUCCUUCGUGAGGGAGACUGUUUGUGCCUGGGCAUAGCCACCAUCACGCCAGGGAUAGGACCCGGGGACCCCAGCAGGGAAACCAGAGCUGGUCACCAGCACCCCAAGCCCAGUCUGAGCCAUCUGUGUGGCCACAGGGGGACAAACAUGUUUCCUGGGUGCAUUCUAUUCUGAAAGGGGAACUUGGCAUCUUCUUUUUAAUGUUCCUGUCUUGAGGUUUAUCUAGACAAGAGUCUAAAACAAAAAAGAUAAGCAGCUUUAUAAAAUAGAAGUUUAAUGAAAAAGAAACUUAGUUCUCUCACACAUAAAAAUAAAUCUGUAAUCUAGGGCUGUUCAGUUCUCCACAGGGGCAGGGCCUAGAUGUUUCUCUAGAUUUGCUUUGCCACCUUCAGCAUGGGUCCCACUACGUAGCCAAAGAGAGCUGCUGGAGAUCCAGCCAUCAUACCCACAUUCCUGCCAGCAGGAAGGAGGAAGGAGGGAGGAAGGUCUUCCUCGUUUCCCUUAAGGACAUUUCCUGGAAUUCACACACCGUCCUGGGGAUGUGUUGGCCAGAACUUAAUUCCGAGGCCACAGCUUAUAUAAGAGAGUCUGGAAAGGUAGUCUUUAUACUAGGUGCCCAUACCCCCAGAUAAAAGUCAGGAGUUCGUUUCCCAAGGAAGGAGGGAACAACUGGGGGACAAUUCUCUAUCUCCGCCUCAUCUUCCUUUGGCUAGGUGAUACACAGAGGGUUUGUAACACACAGAUAUCCUGUUAUCAAGACUUAUUUUAGAAGCGUAGACUGAUAAAAAUGGAGCAAAAAUUAAAAUUCAGCCCGUCCACAGCCUUGUUUUCCAAAUUAAGAAACUGAGGCCCAGAGAGUCAGUCAGAAAAGCUGAGCUCACACAGCAAGUUUGUGGCAUCUAAUUUCCUCCAGCUCAUGUUGCGUGGGAGUAUUUUCGGUUUUCUCUGUUUCUUAAGAAAAAGGCUUCAUUCUGGAGGGGCGGGAGCACGGGCACCAAGGAUGAAAUUCCAUCCGCCGCCGGGUCUCUGAGCGGCAGGCCCCUGGCGGGCCGGGGACGGGGCAGGCGCGCCCCGGUCUGCCCGGCCCUGAGUCGUGGCGGCGGAGGACUCUGCCCCGGCUGGCUGACCUGUGCCCACUGGCACUGCCCCUUUGUGCGCCGGUGGCCCUGCCUGUGUCCGCCCCGUCCGUGGACUCACUCAGGGUCUCACUCAGCGUGCUUCAGUUUCAGGGAUCACUCCGCCAGGAUGGGAGCUGCCAGCAGGCAGGACUUCUCCUUCAAGGCGAUGCUGACACUCAGCUGCCUCAGCCUGGCCUGCUUCGCUGGGGCCGCGUCCACAGUGGCAGCCCAGUGCCCUGACCAGAGCCCCGAGCUGCAGCCCUGGGACCCUGGCCACGACCCGGACCACUAUGUGUACAUCGGCCGGGGCAGGACCCUGCUGCUCACCUCGUCUGCCACGGUGAACUCCAUCCACGUCUCAGAGGGAGGAAAGCUAGUCAUCAAAGACCACGAGGAGACCAUUGUUCUGCGCGCCCGGCACAUCCUGAUUGACGACGGCGGAGAGCUGCAUGCUGGGAGUGCCCUCUGCCCAUACCAGGGCAAUUUCAGCAUCGUUCUGUAUGGAAGGGCUGAUGAAGGUAUUCAGCCAGACCCUUACUUUGGCCUGAAGUACAUCGGGGUUGGCCCAGGAGGCACGCUUGAGUUACACGGACAGAAAAAGCUCUCUUGGACAUUUCUGAACAAGACCCUUCACCCAGGCGGCAUGGAGGAGGGAGGCUAUUUUUUUGAAAGGAGCUGGGGUCACCGUGGAGUCAUUGUUCACGUCAUCGACCCCAAAUCAGCGACAGUCAUUCAUUCGGAUCGGUUUGACACCUAUAGAUCCAAGAAAGAGAGCGAACGUCUGGUCCAGUACUUGAACGCGGUGCCCGCGGGCAGGAUCCUUUCUGUGGCAGUGAACGAUGAGGGGUCUCGGAACCUGGACGACGCGGCCAGAAAGGCCAUGACCAAACUGGGCAGCAAGCACUUCCUACACCUUGGAUUCAGACACCCUUGGAGCUUCCUAACUGUGAAAGGAAAUCCCUCUUCUUCGGUGGAGGACCAUAUUGAAUAUCACGGACACCGUGGCUCCGCGGCUGCCCGGGUGUUCAAAGUGUUCCAGACGGAGCAUGGCGAGCAUUUCAACGUCUCUUCCUCCAGCGAGUGGGUUCAAGAUGUGGAGUGGACAGAGUGGUUCAACCAUGACAAAGUGUCGCACACGAAAGGUGGCGAGAAAAUUUCAGACCUCCGGGUAACUCACCCAGGAAAAAUCUGCAACCGCCCCAUUGAUAUACAGGCCACGACAGUGGAUGGAGUUAACCUCACCACCGAGGUUGUCUACAAAAAAGGCCAGGAUUAUAGGUUUGUGUGCUACGAGAGGGGCCGGCCUUGCCAGACCUACCGUGUGCGGUUCCUUUGUGGGAAGCCUGUGAGGCCCAAACUCACCGUCACCAUCGACACCAACGUGAACAGCACCAUCCUGACCCUGGGGGACGAUGCUCGGUCAUGGAAGCCCGGAGACACACUGGUCGUUGCCAGCACUGAUUACUCCAUGUACCAGGCAGAAGAGUUCCGGGUGCUUCCCUGCAAAGCCUGUGCCCCCAACCAGGUCAGAGUGGCAGGGAAGCCUCUGUACCUGCACAUCGGGGAGGAGAUAGACGGUGUGGACAUGCGGGCCGAGGUCGGGCUCCUGAGCCGGAACAUCGUGGUGAUGGGGGAGAUGGAGGACAGAUGUUACCCUUACAACAACCACGUCUGCAACUUCUUCGACUUCGACACCUUCGGGGGCCACAUCAAGUUUGCACUGGGCUUUAAGGCUGUGCACCUGGAGGGUGUGGAGCUGAAGCACAUGGGACAACAGCUGGUGGGCCAGUACCCCAUUCACUUCCACCUGGCGGGCGAUGUGGACGAGAAGGGAGGCUACGACCCGCCCACGUACGUCCGCGAGCUCUCCAUCCACCACACGUUUUCUCGCUGUGUCACCGUGCAUGGCUCCAAUGGCUUGUUGGUCAAGGACGUGGUGGGCUAUAACUCCCUGGGCCACUGCUUCUUCACGGAAGAUGGGCCAGAGGAACGGAACACCUUCGACCACUGUCUCGGCCUCCUCGUCAAGUCCGGAACGCUCCUCCCCUCCGACCGUGAUAGCAAGAUGUGCAAGACCAUCACGGAAGACUCCUACCCGGGGUACAUCCCCAAGCCCAGGCAGGAUUGCAAUGCAGUGUCCACCUUCUGGAUGGCCAACCCCAACAACAACCUCAUUAACUGUGCAGCCGCGGGAUCCGAGGAGACCGGGUUCUGGUUCAUCUUCCACCACGUGCCGACAGGCCCCUCAGUGGGAAUGUACUCCCCAGGUUAUUCAGAGCACAUUCCACUGGGAAAAUUCCUCCAUAACCGAGCACAUUCCAACUACCGGGCUGGCAUGAUCAUAGACAACGGGGUCAAGACUACCGAGGCCUCCGCCAAGGACAAGCGGCCCUUCCUCUCUAUCAUCUCUGCCAGGUACAGCCCGCACCAGGAUGCCGACCCGCUGAAGCCCCGGGAGCCCGCCAUCAUCAGACAUUUCACCGCCUACAAGAACCAGGACCACGGGGCCUGGCUGCGCGGCGGGGACGUGUGGCUGGACAGCUGUCGGUUUGCUGACAAUGGCGUUGGCCUGACCCUGGCCAGUGGUGGGACCUUCCCCUAUGAUGAUGGUUCCAAGCAGGAGAUAAAGAACAGCCUGUUUGUUGGCGAGAGUGGCAACGUGGGGACAGAGAUGAUGGACAACAGGAUCUGGGGCCCCGGCGGCCUGGACCACAGCGGGAGGACCCUCCCCAUAGGCCAGAAUUUUCCGAUCCGAGGAAUUCAGUUCUAUGACGGCCCCGUCAACAUCCAGAACUGCACUUUCCGCAAGUUUGCGGCCCUGGAGGGCCGGCAUACCAGUGCCCUGGCCUUCCGGCUGAACAACGCUUGGCAGAGCUGCCCCCAUAACAACGUGACCAACAUUGCCUUUGAGGAUGUCCCGAUUACUUCCAGAGUGUUCUUCGGAGAGCCCGGGCCCUGGUUCAACCAGCUGGACAUGGACGGGGAUAAGACGUCGCUGUUCCAUGAUGUCGACGGCUCUGUGUCCGGGUACCCGGGGUCCUACCUCAUCAAGGACGACAACUGGCUGGUCCGGCACCCGGACUGCAUCAACGUCCCCGACUGGAGAGGGGCUGUCUGCAGCGGCCGCUACGCGCAGAUGUACAUUCAGGCCUACAAGACUAGUAACCUACGGAUGAAGAUCAUCAAGAACGAGUUCCCCAGCCGUCCGCUGUACUUGGAGGGGGCCCUGACCCGAAGCACCCACUACCAGCAAUACCAGCCGGUCGUCACGCUGCAAAAGGGCUACACCGUGCACUGGGACCAGACAGCCCCCGCCGAGCUCAUCAUCUGGCUCAUCAACUUCAACAAGGGCGACUGGAUCCGCGUGGGGCUCUGCUACCCCCAAGGCACCACCUUCUCCAUCCUGUCGGACGUGCACAACCGCGUGCUGAAGCAGACGGCCAAGACGGGCACCUUCAUGCGCACCUUACAGAUGGACAAGGUGGACCAGAGCUUUCCGGGCAGAAGCCACUUCUACUGGGACGAGGACUCAGGGCUGCUGUUCCUGAAGCUGAAAGCGCACAACGAGAGAGAGAGGUUUGCCUUCUGCUCCGUGCGAGGCUGCGAGAGAAUCAAGAUUAAGGCUCUGAUCCCCAAGAACGCGGGCGUCAGCGACUGCACGGCCAGCGCCUACCCCAGGUUCGCCGAGAGGGCUGUCGUGGACGUGCCCAUGCCCAGGAAGCUCCCUGGCUCCCAGCUGAAGACAAAGGACCGCUUCUUGGAGGUGAAGAUGGAAAGUUCCGGGCGGCGCUUCCUCCACCUCAUGAGCGACUUCGCAUACAUUGAAGUGGAUGGGAUGAAGCACGCCAGCGCAGAGGACGGCCUCCAGGUGGUGGUGAUCGAUGGCAGCCGGGGCCACGUGCUGAGCGAGGCGAGCUUCCGGAACGCCAUUCUGCAGGGCAUCCCGUGGCAGCUGUCUGAGCAUGUCGCGGCCAUCCCCGACAACUCCAUAGUGCUCAUGGUGUCCAAGGGAAGAUACACCUCCAGGGGCCCCUGGACCAGAGUGCUGGAAAACCUCGGGGCAGACAAGAGCCUCAAGCUGAAAGAGAAGAUGGCAUUCGUUGGCUUCAAAGGGAGCUUCCGGCCCACCUGGGUGACUCUGGACACGGACGACCACAAGGCCAAGAUCUUCCAGGUGGUGCCGAUCCCCGUGGUGAGGAAGAAGCAGCUGUGAGGAGGCCUGCUCGCGGUGCCACCCCCGAUGCGCGGUGACGGCGGCCCCAGGCGGCGGCCCCUGUCACAGCAGCAUCAGCCCUGAUGGGCCGGGGGGGCUGUCAGAGAUGCCCGGUGCUGCCCACCCCCCUGCAGCCCCCACUCGUGUCUCCCUGCAGCCCCGGGGGGUGGAGCUGCCCACGCCGGAGACCUUCUCUUCCCUGCAGCUUCCUGGGUGCUUCUCUCCUGUCUGUGCCUCUGCAGGGGGAGGGGGCUGCGUACCAGGAGCCCGGGCAGUGCUGGCAACCGGGUCUGCUUCGGCGGGAGCCCCGGUCCAGCCAUUUGCAGAUCCCCGUGCUCUCCAGCACGCGUGGUAGUGGGUGGAGACGGGAAAGAAGAGACUGGUCUUCGGUCUUGGGGAAAUCUCUGUUCCUGUAAGCAAGCACCAACCUUGUGGGGUUAGGAGCCGGCGUGUAGACAGCACUCGCCAAGGUGGGACUGGCUCCCCUCAGGGAAUGGGCGAGCCCUGCCUCUGGAGGGGUUCAGCCUUUCCGGAGACUUCAGGUCAUGGGAUGGGGGGAGGACUAGGUGACUUCUAGAAGUUGUGAGAUUCCAGAAGUCUGUGGCUUUUCCUACCGCACAUAGAACCCAGCUGUAGAUGAGGAGAUUCUUUCGGGCCAGCGCCUGUGACGCGGGGUGCCUGGGGCAUGCAGGGUUGGGGUGGUGAGAAGCCAGGCCUGUAGUCAGGGGCUUGCAGGCUGGGGGCCCAGGCGGUCAGGUAUGCACGCCCUCCGAUACCAGGUAGAGAAUGUGAAGGGGGGACGAUGAGGACCCACGCAGGUGCCCUGCAGGGAAGGAUCCCGCAAGCUUGGGUGGGUCAGGAAGCUUCCUGCAGGAGGAGGAAGGGGGCCCACAGGAGGGAAGGGCAGGGCAUCUUGGUGAGCAGAGGGGUUCGGAGGUGCAGCCCUUCCCGCCUGCAUCUGCCAAAGCUGGUGACUGCAGGUCACCCUCUGCCUGUUGCUUGCUGGCCCACUCACCACGGCCAAGCAUGCAAGGGAGGGUGGGCUGGGGGGGCUUAUAUCGCCCCCCCGCGGGGAGCACUUUGGUCCCCAGCCAGCCCCCCUCUGACCCCGGACGGGGGUGGAGCUAGGUUGAGAGAAGUGAGCUCCUGUUUGGGGCCUCAUGCGCUCUUGAAUGGGCUCACCCCUCAAUGAGCCCGGGGUUUCAGGGUUGGAAAGGACCUUAAUGAUGACCUAGUCCCAAACCCUCAUUUUUUGGAUGGGGCACGUGAGACCCCACACAGCCAGGCGGGGGGCCGGGCCAGGAGCCCCACGCCCAGCACCUGCUGCCACACCACAUUGCCUCAACAACUGGCCCCAGAGUGUCCCGCACUCCCGAGGGAGCCCCCCAAAUGGGGCCAAGCCCCCUGGAAGGAAAAAACUGACCAGAAUAGAGAGAACUAGCUGGUGGCGGUUUCCCUCCUGGCCUUCUGUGCACACAGCGCUGCCCUCCCGCGGGCUGGCGGCGGCCCUACAGCGUCCACGCUGUUCCAAGCACCGGCCGUCCCUCGAGAGGGCUCGCGGCCGCCACGACCCUCCCACUGGUGCCCCCUGGUCUGCACGCCUGCAGGCGGGGGCCGGGGGACUGUGUCGGGGCACACUGCCAUGGUUCUGGUGAGCCGGCGUGGCUGCUCCCGGGGGCCUGCCGAGCUGUGGGGCCCACCGCAGGCCCUUCAGCUACUGCUCACCACCCUGCAGAGAGCUCCGGGAAGGAGGGACGCUCCCGCUCUCUGUUGAGGUCCCCGGGUCACGGGGGGCUCCAUGGGGAGCUGCGUUUUCCCCUUUCCUGCGCCAACCACACACCCUUUCUUCAAAGAG